AUGCUUAGCCGUGCAGUAUUACCUCUAACGAGGCCCAAUGUCCUCGCCUCCACACUCCGUGUUUCGGCGCUUCCUGUCUCCCAUUCGCGAUUCUAUGCGAAGGUUGGCAAGCCUAAGGCUCCCUAUAACAUUCCCGAUUCCGUGAAGCCUUCCAAACCCGAACAGCCGGCAAACUCUUCGCAACAAGAACCGUGGUCGGAGCCUGAAGCCAACACCGAAUCUCAGCGAUCGCAAGCUCCCGAAUCGGAGCCAACGCCUGCUGAGAAGGAAGCCGCCCAGAAACCACUCCCCGACCUUACGCAGGGAAUUCCCUCCACCCUUGCUGCAGAAAUCGAAGCUCGCUCCAAGGGCCGUGGACAGGCUUCCCUAAACCUCACCGAGGACCCCUCGCGCUCCGAAGAAUACACAGACGAUGGUCGCGACGGCGACAUCCCCAAGAACGGCUACGAGUCUUCGCUCGAUCGCCGAAGGGCCCGCAUGGCCAACCUGAUGUAUGUCCUUUUCCUGAUGGCCGGUGCUGGAGGAGGUGCCUACCUGGGACGGAACUGGGAUACCGAAGAAGAGGAGAGAGCCCACCCAGAGACCCCUUCGGGCUGGGGCUUCGGACUCUGGUACAACCGCAUCAAGGCCCGUUACGGCGACAUCACAAGCUACUACAAGGAUCCUGCAUUCCCCAAGCUCCUUCCCGACGAGGAUCCCAUGAUGCGCCAGCCUUACACUCUGGUUCUGAGUCUGGAGGACUUGCUUGUGCACAGCGAAUGGAGCCGUGAGCAUGGAUGGCGAGUUGCCAAGCGACCUGGUGUCGACUAUUUCCUCCGCUACCUCAACCAGUACUACGAGCUUGUCCUCUUCACCAGCGUGCCCAGCAUGAUGGCAGACCAGGUUCUGCGUAAGCUUGAUCCCUACCGUAUCAUCCGUUGGCCUUUGUUCCGUGAAGCUACCCGGUACAAGGACGGCGAGUACAUCAAGGAUCUUUCCUACCUGAACCGUGACUUGUCUAAGGUGAUCCUGCUCGAUACCAAGGAGGAGCACGCUCGUCUGCAGCCCGAAAACGCCAUCGUUCUUGACAAGUGGCACGGUGACCCCAAGGAUAAGACCUUGGUUGCCCUGAUCCCCUUCCUCGAGUACCUUGCCGGUAUGGGCGUCGAAGACGUCCGCCCCGUCAUGAAAUCCUUCGACGGCACCUCCAUCCCAAUCGAGUUUGCCAAGCGUGAGAAGGCCAUGCGUGAGCGAUUUGAGAAGGAACUCGCCGAGGAGCAGAAGAAGAAGCCUAAGGUCGGAAUGGGUAACCUGGCCUCUGCCCUCGGACUGAAGUCCAACCGCACCCUUGACGGUGAGCAGUCUCCCUCCGAGGGUCUCGCCCAGGGUAAGAUGCUUUGGGACCAGAUCCGUGAGCGCGGCCAGAAAAACUACCAGAUGAUCGAGAGCGAGAUCCGCGAGAACGGCGAGAAGUGGCUGGCCGAGAUGGCCGCUGAGGAAGAGAAGGCCCGACAGGAGCAGAUGGACGCAAUGAAGGGCUCCUUCACUGGCAUGUUCGGUGCCGGUGGUAAGAAGGAGUAA
Messenger RNA from Aspergillus affinis, 1560 nucleotides. Its product is annotated as protein translocase subunit TIM50. Lineage: Eukaryota; Fungi; Ascomycota; Eurotiomycetes; Eurotiales; Aspergillaceae. The transcript has 3 exons. Gene Ontology annotation, molecular function: phosphoprotein phosphatase activity. The record is from RefSeq and is a predicted model, not a curated record. The coding region runs from base 1 to 1560 and encodes 519 amino acids.